Messenger RNA from Anopheles coustani, 2885 nucleotides. It is a transcript of the gene Tango6, whose product is annotated as transport and Golgi organization protein 6. Gene Ontology annotation, biological process: protein secretion. NCBI's taxonomy places the organism in Eukaryota, Metazoa, Arthropoda, Insecta, Diptera, Culicidae. The transcript is spliced from 3 exons. The record is from RefSeq and is a predicted model, not a curated record. Bases 169 to 2811 code for a protein of 880 amino acids.
UUUUGUCCAUUUUACAGAAAACAGGAGCAAUGGAAUAUUUCACUACUUGGCUGUCAAAAUAAAUGAAAGAUAUUCGACAGCGUCACGAACGAAGUUGUUUACAAUUUUAUUCACGUCAAAGUCUCCAGGUGCCAGGUGUGGGACACGCGAUUUGUUAUUGAACAAAAAAUGGAUAGUAAAGUGCUGCAAGAAGUAAUAAAUUGUAUUGCCAGUUUGAAAGCGACAGACAUAUCCUUGGCGAAGCUUUCAGAUUGCUUGAAGUCUGUGCCUGAGCAUACGGCUCUUGUUGAUGUAUCUAAAUCGGACACUUUGUGGCAAAUAACUUGCAAUUACUAUUUGGUAUUGACCAAAUUCGCCGAGAAAAAUGUCGAGGAACAGAGUGACAUUUCUUCAAGCCAGGAUACAGUCGAUUUCCACGGAGCUAUCGAUCUCGUUCGUCAGUUCACAUUGCAUCUAUAUCUUCCGCAAGAACUAAGACGAUUGACUAAAAGUGAAACGCAGUUGCACGUGAUAGUGGAAGAACAGGAACGUAUUCGAAGGCUAUCUUACUGUGUUGCUCAAUUUAGAAGCCUAUUUAAGAACAAUCGUUUAGCCUUGCAUUCCAGAAUGAUCGAUUGUGUCAUCGAUUUCAUGGCAGGAACAUAUAGUUUAUUCGGAGCAUGUGCAUUUUCGGAGAUGGAAGGAAUUGCAUUUCCUAAAGAAAUGAUGUUUAAAUGUCUGCUUAGGAUAAAAGGGUGUAAAGAAUUGCCAUUGGAAAUUUCCAAAGCAAUACACGGGAAUUUAUUGGAACUUACUGGAGAGCCAGGCGGAUUUACCGCACUCUGUCGUACUUUGUUGACAAUAAGUGGAAGUGAAGCAAAUGUUCCCGUAUGGCAUAAAAGCCAAGUGAUUGCGAAAAUUGUCGCUAGCAAAGGACACACCAAAAGAUUUUACAACCAAGUGUUGACCGAUUGUUUUGCCAUGUAUCAAGGGGCAAUUUACGCAAAAAAUGAAAACGCCCUUACGUACACAAAUACGUGCGUUGAGUGUCUAAAACAGUUUUACCAGUUGCCUAUCGCGUAUAGUGAACUACAUAACAAAAUAGAAACGUAUUUUAUGCGACGUUUUCAAAAACUCUCUUCGCCUGAAGAAUUUAUUACGGGUUACGUCGUGGUAGAUCAAUCCAAACUGCUUGCCGAACUGUACGAAUGUCGCAUGGCGUUCACUGGAAUUUCAAUCAAUUCCUUACCAUCAUCGAUCUUAACUCCUUAUUUACCACUUUUUUUGAAACUUCACUCUAUACUGCCUUUGGGAUGCAAAGAAAGAAGCUAUCUUGAGGAAAUGAUCAUCUUUUGUCUAUCCAAUCGAACAAAAAAUGAAUUGGAACAAGUUGUGCUAUCCAUGGCGUUGGAACUUUCAACCUUUGAAACUCAAAACGGAUGUUUUUUCCUUCAUCCUAGGAUAAUCAUUAAACAAACGCCAGUUAACGGCUAUUACACUAUUCAGGUAGGACCUCAAGGAAAUAAAAACAGCUUAGAAGGUGGACAUCUACUGCCACCGCUCGUGACUAUCCUUAAAUCAACGGAUCGCAAUUUACUUGUUCACGAUGUUUUCAUAAUUCUUUUGAAACAACUUAUGUUAUCUACAAGACUAGAAAUUUCUUCAGAGCCUAUUAUUAUCAUGGAUGCGGCGGAACAAGAAGACGUAUUAUGCAGACGAAUGUAUGAAAAGUGUGUUUUAAUUCAGUCACUGGAAGAUUUAAUUAAUGUAAAAAGGUUCCAAAAUCAGAUAUACGAAAACCCUGAUGAUAUUUUGAAGAUCUUUGAAGCUUCACUUGCCUCCCACAUAAGCGAUGAGUGUAUUGAUAUACAAAAUGAGUCUAAUGUUACAAGAAGUAGCAAAAGGACAGAUGUUUUAGAUAUUGUCUUGUCUAUUUUAGGAGAUUUUUUGAGACGAGUACGAAGUUCUGAUAAAAUUAAUAAAAUUGUAAGGCUUCUGGAACAAUAUAAAAGUUUACCGGGAUGUACCGAUCAAAUGAAGAUAAAGAUAGAUUAUAUUUGCAACACAUCAAUGGUAGACAACGAUACGAUAUCCGAUUCCACCUGUCACAAUGCGCUGUCCUUGUGUGCUGAUUCAGAACCGUAUAGCAAAGUGUACGGUACAACACUUCUCAUAAAAUUGAUUAAAGAACGUGAUGUCGAAACGGUGGCACGACGUCAUACUAUCCUCAUAUUGGCGUUAGAAAACUUGAUGAGCGAAGAAAGUUAUGCAUUUUUGAACUCCGUUCGAUUGCUUGUUAGUCUGUGCGAAGUCUUCGAAACAGAAACAGUUGAAGUACUUAUAAAGGAAUAUCAUAGCGUGGAUAAAAACAUUGACUACCGUCUAAAGAUCGGCGAAGCAAUUAUAAAGAUAGUUGAAGUUCUUGGCCCAACUGCAAUUCGCUACAGAGAUGAACUAUUAAACUGUUUUCUUUUUGGGAUGAAAAAUUCCGUUGAUGAAUUUCGCACAUCGAGCCUUGCGAACAUUGGAAACAUAUGUCGCAUCCUUUCUUAUCAAGUACAUCAUUUUUUCUACGAGGUAUUUGCCUGUAUAAGCUGUAUAAUGGAAACAGAUACGUUUUUACCAACUCGGAGAGCCGCUAUUCUUGUACUGUCACAAUUAAUCGAAGGAAUGGAAGGUUUAAUGGAUUUGCAAGAAUAUUUGAUUUCCGUUUAUCGUUUUCUGAAACAUGUUAUUGUUACUGACACGGACGAUGUGACCAAAUUACAAGCGGCGGUAGCACUCGAUCAUUUGAAAUCAAAAACUAAACAAUUCUUUACCGUGUACAAUUAAAUGUAAAUUAUUGAAGUAUUAAAAAUUAAGAUAUAAUGAAUAUUACUUUUGAAUAAAAACAUGAAGAACCUUAU